UGUUGCCAUAGUGACGACGUUGCUGGCAGCGUGGAAAGUUUUUCUUAUAAAACUGGCGGCGAGUUCGUGUUUCUGCGCUUCUUUCUCCAUGUUUUACAUUUAAAAUCUUAGCAGGGUUACUGUUUUUUUUUUUCCUGUUAUAUUCCGGUUUAAUAAUACGGUUUAAUGACCUUAGCUUCACUUUCUAGCUUCAUUUCCGGAGCUUUUCGGGUGCACCUCACGCGCUUCACAGUCACGAGCAGCUGGUUGUGUCUUUCGGUUGACCUGCAGGCGAAGAUGAACACAGCAGUUGGGUUUCUCCCUGAAAUUAAUAUCAACAAAAGCAAACAGAGGAGGAGCACUUACUACAGCAGGAUGAAGCAGACAAAGGAGUCCCUUCGAGCCAGACUGAACCCGGCUGGACCAGCAGAGACUCUGACCAGGAAAGAAAUCGCUCUGUUCAGAAGCAGUCUGAAGCAGAGCAUCUGUGUGCGGCUGCUGCAGGAAGGCUUCCACAGGUCGUACUCUGAGCUCGUCUCUCUGCUGCAAUCUGACCAGGACUGGAGAGCGAUGGCUGAACCGGGAUCACUCAGGAUUCUUGCUCCUCCUCUGUCGGAACAAAAAUACAAAAUGGAGACCAUCAGCCAGCACCUGAGCUUGGCCGAGGAGGCUGAAAGGACCGGUAUCUGGUCCACCGUCUGUGAGGAGCGUCUCCUUUUGGGUCGGUUCUUCUCAGACCCUGAGGACCUCUGGCUCCGCUUCUACUUCUACCACAGCUGUACUGACCGGGAGAAAGGGAGGUUCUCCAGAGCAGCCACCGAGGCCCGGGCCUGCCUGACUGAGCUCUACCUGGAUCAAGGUGAUCUGGAGGAGGCGAGGCAGCAGGGAGAGCUGUGCCGCAAACAGGCAGAGGAUGGCGGCUGGCUGGACUCAGACGGUCGAUCCCUGAAGCUCCGGGCCUGCCGGGAUCUGUGGAAGAUCUACAGAGAACUCGCGGAGGCGCUGCUGGCUGCUGAGGACCACAAGAAGGCCCUGACGCUGCUGCACGAAGGCAACCGCAGGGCCAUGGAGUCUGAAGACAAACAGCUGAAGGGGGAGGCGGCUUUCCAAGUAGGUCUAGCCAAUCAGAGAGCAGGAGACCACGGCACAGCCAAAAAGUUCUUUAACAGCAGCAUGGAGAUUUUUCACAGCCUGGACGACACAGAUGGACUGGUGAAGGCCUACAAAGCUUUGGCAAAGUCUCUAAAGAGUGAGGGAUACAUCGAGGAGGUGGUCGCAUGUCUGGAGAAGUUAGCCACCAUGUCUCGUAGCAGCAGGCUGCAGCACAGACUGAUCGAUGUCGCUCUGUGUCUAGGAAACAUCUACUUCAGCAGGAGUCAGUAUGUGAGAGCUGGUGAGUACUGCCUGCAGGGCUACGAGGUGGCCUGCACCACAGAAGAUGUGGCUCAGCUGCAGCGAGCACAGGUGUUGGUGGCCUCCGCUCACGCCCAUGCCACGAUUGGAAAAUACGGCGCCAACCUGACGUCGACCUCGCCCGCUCCCCUGCAGCGGCUGCUCGACUGGAAAGUGAAACGAGGACGUGAGGACCUCAGUGUGGAGGAGUACUACUCUCCUGCCUGGUUUAAAUGUGCCAUUGUUUAACGAUAGGAGGGAGAGAAAGGAGGAGAGUUACUCGUUACCGUGAAUAAAGAUGAAACCCUGAAA
Molecule: messenger RNA, 1683 nt
Organism: Oreochromis niloticus (Nile tilapia)
Lineage: Eukaryota; Metazoa; Chordata; Actinopteri; Cichliformes; Cichlidae
Gene: ttc29
Product: tetratricopeptide repeat domain 29
Exons: 12
Coding region: 166-1620 (484 amino acids)
Biological process (GO): cilium movement
Cellular component (GO): sperm flagellum
Molecular function (GO): protein binding
Source: RefSeq, a predicted model, not a curated record